GGUGAAUGGCGAUGGGUGGCUUCCCCCACCACCACCGAGCUCCAAUCCCGAGAUGGGUGGGGUGUGGGUGUGUAUUUGUUUAUGGUUAAUCGGUAUGUGACGGGGGUUUCUUUGCCGGUUUUCGGGUGUCCGAGAGCGAGGGAAGUUUCUGCCUCUCCAAGUGACACUUCCUCUGACAGAAGAUGACAACUGACAAGGUGACGUUGUCGGACGCUCUCUCCAACGUCGAUGUUCUGGACGAAUUGACGUUGCCAGAUGAGCAGCCAUGUAUCGAAGCACAGCCCUGUUCCAUUGUGUACAGAGUCAAUUUCGACACCAACUUUGAAGAUCGCAAUGGCUUCGUCACUGGUAUCGCCAAGUACAUUGAGGAGGCUACGGUUCAUGCCAGCUUAAAUGAGCUCCUAGAGGAAGGGGUUGAACAUGCAGUGAUGCUGUACACAUGGCGUUGCUGCUCCCGUGCAAUCCCUCAGCCUAAAUCCAAUGAGCAGCCAAAUCGUGUGGAGAUUUAUGAGAAGACAGUUGAAGUCCUGGCACCAGAAGUCAACAAGUUACUCAACUUCAUGUACUUUCAGAGUAAAGCAAUUGAAAGAUUCACUUCAGAAGUCAAACGACUUUGCCACCAAGAAAAGAGGAAGGACUUUAUAUCUGAGGCAUAUAUGCUGACCCUGGGGAAGUUCAUCAACAUGUUUGCAGUCCUUGAUGAACUUAAAAAUAUGAAAUCCAGUGUUAAAAAUGAUUAUUCCACCUACAGACGAGCUGCUCAAUUUUUAAAGGUCAUGGCCGACUCUCAAACAUUGCAAGAAAGUCAGAAUUUGUCGAUGUUUCUAGCUACUCAAAACAAAAUUCGAGAUACAGUCAAAGAGAACUUGGAGCGAGUUCCAGGAUUUGAAGAUUUAUUGUCUGAUGUAGUUUCUCUCUGUGUUCACAUGAUGGAAACUCGAAUGUAUUUGGCCCCUCAUGAGAAGCACAUGCUAGUGAAAGUGAUGGGAUUUGGCCUUUUUCUCAUGGAUGGUGAACCACAAGCUCUCUCCAAACUUGACCAACGGAAAAAGUUGAAUCUAGCCAAGAUUGACCGUAUCUUCAAAAACCUUGAAGUUGUGCCCUUAUUCGGUGACAUGCAAAUUGCUCCAUUCAACUAUAUCAAAAGAAGCAAGAAUUAUGAACCUGGCAAGUGGCCUUUAUCCUCUUCUGCUGCUGCAAGCCCACAAUCUGAUUUGAUGGUUCAUCUACCUCAAAUACGAGACGACCACCAAAAGUACAUUGCAGAGCUGGCAAGAUACAGCAAUGAAGUUACCACAACGUACAAAGAGUCUCGCUCAGAUGCUGAGAACAAGGACACUGCUGAUCUUGCCCUGAGAGGUUUGCAGCUUCUCUCUGAGUGGACAAGUGUUGUGACAGAGUUGUACUCUUGGAAACUGUUGCAUCCUACGGAUCACCAUCAGAACAAUCAGUGCCCAGUGGAAGCAGAAGAAUAUGAAAGAGCCACUCGUUACAACUAUGGGGAUGAAGAAAAAUAUGCUCUGAUUGAAGUGAUUGCCAUGAUAAAAGGGCUCCAAGUUUUAAUAGCUCGAAUGGAGACUGUAUUCAUUGAUUCGAUUCGCAGGAAUAUCUAUGCUGAGCUUCAAGAUUUUAUUCAGCUGUUUUUGAGAGAACCUUUGAGGAAAGCCGUGAAAAAUAAGAAAGACCUGAUUCGCAGUAUUCUUUUGUCUGUUCGUGAGACCUGUGCAGACUGGCAAAGAGGAGUGGAACCUCCUGGAGAUCCAGCAUUGAAGGGAAAGAAGGACCCAGAUAGUGGCUUUGGUAUCAAAGUCCCCCGUAGAAAUGUGGGCCCGUCAUCCACACAGUUGUACAUGGUCCGCACAAUGCUCGAAUCUCUAAUUGCUGAUAAAUCUGGCGGGAAGAGAACAUUGAGGAAGGAUAUUGAUGGUCAAUUUUUGGUUCAAAUUGAUCAAUUUCACAAAAACUCAUUUUUCUGGAGUUACCUUCUCAAAUUCAGUGAAUCACUGCAGGAAUGCUGUGAUUUAUCACAGUUGUGGUACAGGGAGUUUUAUUUGGAGAUGACCAUGGGCAGACGGAUUCAGAAAUGUACUGUGCAACACCAACAUAAUGAUGAGUGCACCGACUUGAUCACAAUGGAAAAAAGAAUUCAGUUUCCGAUUGAGAUGUCAAUGCCAUGGAUUUUAACUGACCAAAUCUUGCGCAACAAGGAACCUUCAAUGAUGGAGUAUGUGCUCUAUCCUUUGGACUUGUACAAUGAUAGUGCUCAUUAUGCCCUCACUGUUUUUCGGAAACAGUUUUUGUACGACGAAGUUGAAGCUGAGGUGAACCUGUGUUUUGAUCAAUUUGUGUACAAGCUCAGUGAACAGAUCUUCACUCAUUACAAGCAGCUUGCCAGCAGUAUUAUUCUGGAUAAGCGGUUUCGAAGUGAAUGUGCAGCCACUGGUGUUUAUCUUCCCUAUCCUCGAGCAAAUCGUUAUGAAACCCUUUUGAAACAACGCCAUGUACUGCUGUUGGGCCGCUCCAUUGAUUUGAAUAGACUCAUAACACAGCGCAUCAAUGCCGACAUGCACAAAUCUUUGGAUUUGGCUAUCAGCAAAUUUGAAGCUGGUGAUAUUACUGGUGUUGUGGAUCUGGAAAGCCUUCUUCAAGUUAACCGUUUCUGUCACAAAUUGCUGUCCAAAUUUUUGGCCCUGGAUGAUUAUGAUGCCAUGUUUAGAGAAGCAAAUCACAAUGUGCUUGCUCCCUAUGGAAGAAUAACUUUACAUGUUUUCUGGGAACUGAACUAUGAUUUCCUUCCAAAUUACUGCUACAAUGCUGCAACAAAUAGAUUUGUGAAAUGUCGAGGGAUAACAUUCACACAACCUGUUCACCGGGACAAACCUCCUCAGAUGGGACAUCAGUAUCUGUGGGGCAGCAAACAGCUCAACAUAGCCUUCACAGCUAUUCAUGAGCAGUACACAGGUUUUGUGGGACCUUUCCAUUUCCGGACACUGUGCCGCCUAUUGGGGUAUCAAGGCAUUGCAGUUGUUAUGGAAGAACUGCUGAAGAUUGUUAGGAGUCUUAUUCAAGGAAACCUGCUUCAGUUUACCAAGAUCCUGAUGGAUGCGAUGCCUAAGCUUUGCAAGUUACCAAGAUACGACUAUGGAUCACCAGGUGUUUUGGGCUAUUAUCAUGCCCAAUUGAAUGACAUUGUGCAGUACCCAGAUGCUAAGACAGAAUUGUUUCACAAUUUCCGAGAGCUUGGAAAUACUAUCUUACUAUGUCUGUUGUUGGAGCAAGCUUUGUCUCAAGAAGAAGUCUGUGAUUUACUUCAUGCAGCUCCCUUCCAAAACAUUCUGCCUCGUCCUUUCUGCAAAGAGGGCGAAAAACCAGAAAACAAACAAAAGAGAUUAGAGGGGAAGUAUGCAGCAAUCCAGAUAGUGCCAAAUAUUGAGCGGUUGGGCACUGCAAAGCAAGCCAUGAUCUCUCGCGAGGGAGAUCUUCUGACUCGAGAAAGACUAUGUUGUGGCUUGUCCAUUUUUGAGGUUGUUCUUACUCGACUGAAGAGCUUCCUGGAUGAUCCUAUUUGGGCGGGUCCUCCUCCUUCAAACGGAGUAAUGAACAUUGAUGAAUGUUCUGAGUUCCACCGACUGUGGUCUGCUUUGCAAUUUGUUUACUGCAUUCCAGUGGGAGGCAACGAAUUCACAGUGGAGGAACUUUUUGGGGAGGGUCUCAAUUGGGCCGGUUGUACCAUGAUAGUGUUGCUUGGUCAACAGAGGCGUUUUGAGGCCUUGGAUUUCUGUUAUCACAUUUUAAGGGUGCAAAGAGUCGAUGGGAAGGAUGAAGUUGUGAAGGGCAUUCCAUUGAAGAAGAUGGUAGAUAGAAUUCGAAGAUUCCAGGUACUCAACUCCCAGAUAUUUGCCAUCCUGAAUAAAUUCCUAAAGUCAAGUGAAAUUGACACCACUUCAAUAGAGCAUGUCAGAUGCUUCCCACCACCUCCACCUGCCUCCAUGUCUCAUUACCACAGCAGAUCAGAGCAGUACAAUCAAACUGGUCAUCACUCAUAAAUGUGUGUUACAUGCAUUGCAGUAAGUACAACAAUGGCCUAGAUGGUGGUCAAUCCAAUGAAAAGCAAUUAAAUAUUGUUCCAAAAAAAAUUGUCUUGUUAGUGCAUGUUGAUUUCAGCAAGAAAAUUAGAACCUUGUGUAGGAAAGAAAUCUUAGUCACCAUUUUUUACCAUUAUACGGUAAUAUAAACUUAUUAUUGUUCAAUUUUUAGAAUGAGUCUUUCAUUGUAACUCUUAUUGACUUUUAGAUAUUUAUCUUAUUAAAUUUACUUUAUCUUUUAGCAAAGUUGCCUAAGAAAUUAUGUUGUUGUUUUUGUUUAAUUAUUUUAUGUAUUCCUGUUUAUAUGACUUGCAUUUUCUUACAAGCUGCUUUUAUACUUCGUUUUACAUGUGUCUGUCUUCCAAGUUGAUCGCAUGAUUUUUAUAAUUCAUUUUUACCAUGAUACUGGUAUGCUAUGUGCUUGGAAAAAUGUUUGGUGAGCUCCAUGUACUGGAAUUCAAUUUUUGCUCUUUGAUUUAUGACUUUGUAAAUCUUAAGGAAUCCUUUCUGUAGUAAAUCCUGUUGUGAGUUUUUCAUAACAUAAGUCUUAUUAUCUAUACAAAACUCAAGUCUGGGGAAAUUUUCCGAACUUUACAUUGAUACAUUCCUCAUUGUACCUUAUGACCACUGAAGUAUCUCAGUGGUCAAUUAUCUUUCUUCCUACGUAUUGCAGGGACAUGCAAUUUGUUCUCUAAGCCUAUGUUUGUGCCAAAAGUUUUAUACUACUAUGAUGGAGUGGAUUUGUUUUGUUUUUUUAUAUAUUUAACCUGAAUGAGUGUUACAUGGACAUUUUUGUAUCAAGUGUGUGUGCAGUUCCAAGUUUGCUGAGUGUAUAUGUCUUGCCAAGUCACUGUUACUGCUGAGGGGAGUAGUAUAACUAGUCACUGAUACUUUUGUGAUCCAUCUGGCAUUCAAUAUAAACAACAUGGUAUUUCAAUUAUCAGGACUCCUUGUGCUUGUUGUAUGUGCAUGAACUGGUGUCAAUAAAUAGAUGACAUUCAAAAAUGAA
Thrips palmi is the source of this 5094-nucleotide messenger RNA. RefSeq names its product cytoplasmic FMR1-interacting protein-like. The record is from RefSeq and is a predicted model, not a curated record. The coding region runs from base 183 to 4046 and encodes 1287 amino acids. Gene Ontology annotation, biological process: cell morphogenesis; regulation of translation; cell projection assembly. Gene Ontology annotation, molecular function: RNA 7-methylguanosine cap binding; small GTPase binding. Gene Ontology annotation, cellular component: SCAR complex; neuron projection; synapse. Lineage: Eukaryota; Metazoa; Arthropoda; Insecta; Thysanoptera; Thripidae. The transcript has 18 exons.